This is a messenger RNA of Bactrocera latifrons, 3804 nucleotides long. It is a transcript of the gene CycG, whose product is annotated as cyclin G. The transcript has 6 exons. NCBI's taxonomy places the organism in Eukaryota, Metazoa, Arthropoda, Insecta, Diptera, Tephritidae. Bases 764 to 2677 code for a protein of 637 amino acids. The record is from RefSeq and is a predicted model, not a curated record.
CUGUUUUAGUUUAUGUUUGGCAACAAUUGAAUAAAGUACCAACAGUUUAUUUUUUUGUAAUCUGCAUGUAGUUUAUGUAUAUGUGUAACGUGAAAUCAAACUGAAGCAAAGUGUCUAAGCAUUUAACAAAAUAAAAUAUAAUAAUGAAUUUAAACAUUAAAAUGUUUUAAAGACGUAUUAAGCAACAAACUAGUUAAAGCUUCUUAUACAAUGGCAAUGGCAUUGUAAAUUAGAACAUACAAUUGCAAUAUGAGCAAGUUAUGAUGAAAAAUCGAUAACUCCAAAAAAAAACUUUAUUGUGUAAGAAAAUAAGUUGUUGCAAAACGACAGUAAUAAAAACACAACCAAAAUGUCUUCGUGAAGCAAGAAAAUCAAAAAUUCUUUGUUUCACCAACCAUAUUGAAAGAACUGGACGGUGAAGGAAAAUUAAAUUCCGCAAACGUAAAACACCAAGAAAAUAUUUUUAAAAAACGAUUGCAUUUCGUCACUCGUAUUUUUUGCGAAAGUUGAAAUUUUUGUGAUAACUUUGUAAAAGUACAAAUUAGUGGUAGAAAAAAAAAAACAUAGAGAGCUCUUAGACUAAUAACAAACGUAAAUUAAAUGUUAAGUAACACAAACAACGUUACAAUAAGUACCAACAAGUUUUUUUUAGUGCAAUAGCGAAAUUUUUUCUACACAUUUAAAUAAAAGCUUAAACUGAAACAACAUUCCUGCGCAACAUAAACCAAAAUGGCUGUCAAAAUGUACUAGGCCAGCCCUCACAAUGUCUGUCCCUGUACGCUACUCUGCUGCCGCCAAUUACGCCGUCGUUGAUAGUGGUUUGUCAAAUACUCUACAACAAGAAGAGCAAUACCACCAACACCAACAGCAACAACAACAUCAACAGCAGUUGUAUUGCCAAUUUGUCGCUAACGCCAACGCCAACGCCAACGCCAACGCCAACGCUAACGUCAACAACAUCAAUUUGAGUUUGGGCGAGUGCAAUAACUUCGUGAACGGCAAUAUAAACGGUUUUGACGUGCAGCAGCAGUUGAUGCAGCAGCGGUCAUCGAUGUCGUCGUCGGUUUCGCCAAUAACUGGAUUACCCGCCAACAUCARCAUCAACAUCAACAACAACAUCAAUCAUCACCAUCAUCAUCAUCAUCAGAUUUCACCUUUAAACAUGGACAAUAUGAAUAUCAAUAAUAUUGAUGUCCUGCAAGAGGAGGAAGAGGAUCAUCAGUUGCAUUACCAUCAGCAUCAUUUCGAUAAUCAGUCGGCAUGCGAGCAAUCGGAAUUGCCGUUAAACAGCAUGAUGGGCGGCGAGACAGUGGCGGAAGCUAUGAACUCAACGAUGUUGGCGGCAGCAGUAGCGAAUGGUAGCGGUAUUGCAGCAAUGCAUACUGUGGAUGUAGAUGUGGAUGAGUGGAGGAUGUCUGACGAGGGCCGGUAUGGGACACCGGGUGCUGCUGGCUUGGAAUAUCAAAAGUAUGAGCUAGAACAACAACAACAACAAACACCUGCUAACAUGAUGAACAACCCAUUGGAGUCUUCGUUAAUGGACAAUGAGAAUAGGAAUAUGAAGAUGAACAACAAUAAUGCCAAUAAAACUGGCAACAACAGCUGCAGUAGCAACACCGAUGCCAAUAGCGUCAAUGAUGCCCCAAAUUCGCCUAAGAAGGAGAAUGAAUUAGUCGGUUUGUCAUCCGAAGAAUUGUAUCGUAUGUUGAACGAAUACAAUGUGCUGCAGGAUAAAUACCAUACUGUAUUGCUGAUGCCGAGAGAAUCCAAGCGUGAAGUGACGGCUGGUGGACGUGAUGGCUCCGCGUAUGUUUUACGUUGCCUUAAAAUGUGGUACGAGCUGCCCUCCGAUGUGCUAUUCUCAGCAAUGAGCCUUGUGGAUCGCUUCCUUGAUCGCAUGGCUGUGAAGCCGAAGCAUAUGGCCUGCAUGAGUGUUGCCUCAUUUCACUUGGCUAUUAGGCAACUAGGACUAAAACCAAUACCCGCGGACGAAUUAGUGACUAUUUCACAGUGUGGUUGCACAGCUGGCGAUUUGGAGCGUAUGGCUGGUGUUAUCGCCAAUAAGUUGGGUGUACAAAUGGGCACCACCCCGGUCACUGCCGUUACCAUCYUGCGCGUUUUUUAUGCCCUUUUCCGUAAUUUGGCAAAGGAGGUAUGCGAUGAAUUCUAUGAAUUCUAUCAACGUAUGAUCAAGUUGGAAGACUUAGAAAAUCGUUUGGAGAAUUUGCUAUGCGAUGUCAAGACUACUGUUAUAGCACCAUCAACAUUGGCAUUAAUACUGAUGUGUCUACAUUUGGAUUUCCAUAUUAAGGCGUCCUAUAAACGCGAACGGCCCGAAUUAAAACCCGUAUUCGAGUAUAUACUUUUCCUGCAGCAAUAUUUGCGGAUUCCUGAUCGCGUAUUCAGCUGCGGCUUUUCCAUUGUUGCUGAGAUCCUGUCUCACUACAAUGGUCAAAAUAAGCAGCCUUACAAGCAACGCCUGGUUUGGAAAUUGUCCAGCCGCACACUGAAAGUAUUGCGUCCAACCAAUCGUUUUUCAACCGAUCUACCCACCAUCGAUGAGGGCCAAGUGAAUGUCAUGGAUGAAGGCUGUCGUUCAAGAACUGAAAGCAUUAGCUCCGAGGAGGAGGAGGACUGGCCCACAUCACCCAUUAUACCGAUCUUUGAACAGUGUUAGUACCGUACACACGCAUAAGAGGAUGCGAACCGAACAUCAGAUUUUUGCUUACGAACUCAACAAAUAACUGCAGGAUAUUUUUUUCGGUAUAUUCGGAUAGUUUGAGUAGAGGAGUACGCAAAAAAGUUGCGAAAAGCAGAGAAAAAAUCGUUUCAAAUGGAGACGCAUUGUUGUUGUACGCAUUGCAAUUGAGAGAUGACAAUGAAAUGCAAUAUAAAUACGAAGUUUAAAAGCACGAGAGAGCAGCAACAUGAGACAGUAAAGCAACAACACCAACAACAUAUCCUGCACAUAAAAACAAGCAACAACAGAUAUUUUGCUUUUUGAAAAGAAAAAAUAUUUAAAGUAAAUAACAAAGGGAGUAACAGUCACAUCCGUAAGCGAGGAAUCAACAGUUUUUAAGAAGAACAAAAACUAAAAAAAAAAAAACUAAAUUUUUUUUUAACAAUAACAUCCGGCUCCCCACUCUGCGAUGUGUGUAUAUUUUGCUAUGCAUCAUAAUUACGAAAGAAUUCUUAUUUGUUUUAGUAUAUGUAUAUACGUACGGUAAUAGAAAUGUUUAGAAAGGAGAAACAAAACCAAAACAAAAAAUAUAUGGGUUAGAAGGCGCAUAUGUGUGACCGCGGCCAGUCAGACAGAUCAGAUAGAACGGUGCCUAUGUAGAGGGAAGAUGUUUAAUUCUAUUUCAAAACUUAAGGAAAACAACAAAAACACAAACAAAAAAAAUUUAAAAACAUAAAUAUGAAAAAAAAAAAAUCAAAAAGCAAAAAGAAAAAAAAACUAAAUAAAUGUUGCGGACCAUCAUACCAAGGAUUGAUGCCGUUCCGAAGCAUUUUUUCAAGAAACCGUAGAAGUGCGUAGUAAAAAUUCUUGGCAGAAUACGAAUUCACAGCAAAACCUACGAACAUAUUUCGUUUUAAACGAACCAAUUAUGCUAACACCUUGUAUAUUUGUUAAGUAUUUUAGUUGUGUACGGAACAUGCUAAAAGUGUUGCGCAUGCGCGCACAGCUGGAAUACCGACAAAUUGCUGUUGAUGAGAUGAGCACGUGUCGUAUGCCAACGGGACACUGCAUUUGGGUUCGCUCACACAAAAAAUAUUCCAAAACAUUUAUAAAGAAAACAUAAA